CCGGCUUAUCUCAUCCCGGCGGAUCGCCCCCGGUGCCGACCCGCACCGACUGCUCCCUCCCCGCCGUCUGAUGUGAAUCUCACCCUGGCGGAGGAGAGAGAGAGAGAGAGGCGGAGAGAGAGUGGGAAAGAGGGAGAGGGAGAUUGGAAACACACGGCUGCGCUUCACUUUCUUGUCUUCCCCGGGUCUCCUGCGCCUCUUCCCGGGAUCUUUGUGUGGACGCUGCGGCUGCUCCGAACCAGCAGCAGCAGCAGAGCUGAGCGACGCUGCUAAUAGCAGCAUAGUUCUCACAGUGGCCCCAGCUUGAUGCUGAAAUCCCGACAUUCAUGAGAAGGCAACAGGAAGCAGAUUACUAAGGGAUUAAAUGUAUCCACACACAUCCACACACGCACACACUCACACACACUCAUGCACACACAGGAUACCACAGUUCCAGGCUUUGACCGACAUCCCACUGUGGCUCUCGCUGUGAAUGAACUUGUCUGACUGACUGAGACUCUCUCCGCUAUCAUGGAAGAAGAGGAGGAGCCGACAGAGUCUCAUUGAAUUUAAAACACGUGACCUCCCCCUCCGCCUCCUCUCUGCUGCCUCACCGUCAAAGCCUUGGACCGCUUCAUGAGAAUCACGGACUCACAGCGAACAACAUUACAGAAAGGAGUGAGAGAAAGCUAUCCUGCUGUCCCACGAUGCAUCAGGAGUAAGAUCAGAAUCCGCCUCACAGAGGGCUGUUUCUAUGGAUACCCCUGGCCUGGGUAGUGUAAAUCAGAACCACUGACCAUUCUGACUAGUUUUGUAUGAGUAACACACAGAGAAGUCCUUUCUGGCUGCACAUUACGAGACCAAAUACUUGAAGACAGGCUGAGAAAAAACAUCGCCAUUGUCGCAUGUCAUGGAAGAUGUGGAAGAGAAAACUGAAGUUUAGAUGCUUCACCAGCACUUGCCACUGUGAGAUCACAGACUUCAGUUAUUUUAUGUUUCAGUUCAGGAUCACGAGAUGAUUCAUUCAAGAGAGAACAACCCACACAGGAUUUAAUAAGAAGCUAAAAUGAUGCACAAAGAAAGUUUUUCUGAACCCUGAGGGAAAUAAAAUCCUUUUCUUGCAAUACUGAGUAUAGCUCAAAAUACAGCACAGGCCUCUCUUGAUGUAUUAAUCCCAUUAGAAUUGUUUGUAGGCCACCCCUUUCUGAGACAACUAAAAAAAAAACCAAACAAACAAAAAAACUGCAGCAGCUACCUAAUUAAUCAGGUCUACAAUCACCAGCAAGAUGUAACAUCACACGCAUGAGACAAACAACACCACCAUGUUUAUUUAAAGGUCAGAUCUACCUGUGUCAGUAUUUGGAAUCUCUCACAUCUGGACAGCUGUGAAAUGGCCCGACAGGACACCCCUCUCUUCCUUCACGGCUUCGACCUCAGCAGCCACUUUGUUGACCCUCGACCUCUCGGCACAGGCGUCACAGGCUUGGUCCUGUCUGCGGUGGACCAGCGGUCCGGACAGCGUGUGGCCAUUAAAAAGCUGGUGAUGCGAGACGCUGUGACAGUCAAGCACGCCCUGCGGGAGGUGAAAAUCACUCGGCGGCUGCACCAUGAAAACGUGGUGCGGGUUCAUGAGGUUCUGGCACCGUAUGGGCGACCUCUGCCCCGGGACCCCACCCAGCUGACUGCACUGUACAUCAUCCAGGAGUGCAUGGAGACUGACCUGGCUCGUCUACUGGAGCAAGGCCCACUACCUGCAGGCCACGCUACUCUGCUGUUCUACCAGCUGCUGAGGGGACUGAAGUUCAUACACUCAGCCAACGUCCUGCACAGAGACCUGAAGCCUGCCAACAUAUUCAUCAACACAGACCAGCUGCUGCUCAAGAUCGGAGACUUCGGGCUGGCCAGAAUAGUUGACCCCCAUUAUUCUCACAAGGGCUAUCUGUCUGAGGGUUUGGUAACUAAGUGGUACUGCUCCCCCCGUCUGCUCCUGUCACCCAACAACUACACCAAGGCCAUCGACAUGUGGGCUGCUGGCUGCAUCCUGGCUGAGAUGCUCACUGGACGCAUGCUUUUUGCAGGAGCUCAUGAGCUGGAGCAGAUGCAGCUCAUUCUCAACUCGGUGCCCGUGCUGAGAGACGAGGACAGGCAGGAUCUGCUGCAGGUGAUGCCUUCAUAUGUCAGUCACGGAUGGAGAGUGAAGAAACCCUUUUCUGAAUUGCUGCCUGAAGUGGACGCUCAGGCUGUUGACUUUCUGGAGCGCAUCUUGACGUUCAACCCCAUGGAUCGGCUGACGGCCGAAGCGGCUCUGUCCCACCCGUUCCUCCAGGAGUACUCCUGUCCAAACGACGAGCCCACGUCAUCGCAUCCUUUCCGCAUCGAGGACGAGCUGGAGGACAGCCUCAUAACCGAGCAGAGCCUCAGCAUCAGCAACAGUCAGGCCUCCAGCAUCCACUGGGACAGGUAUGAGAACAGUUUAUCAACAGAUAUGUGCUGGCGGCAGUCAGGCGGACGCUGUCGCUGCAUGCCUCCUGGGCACGCGACCUCUGACCUGGGAGACACUACGGAGGAGGAGGAGGUGCAGAGGGAUCCACGAGCCAGUUCCAGCUCGCUGCUGGAGGAGGCUCAGGUUGACCCUCGCAAGUACUCUCACAGUAGCUCGGCCGAACGCUUCCUGGAAAACUCCCACUCUUCUCUGGAACGGGCCUGCGGUUUGGGAUACGGGGAGCUUGACUGCGGCCGCUCUUGCGACUACAAAGUAGGGUCUCCGUCAUAUUUGGACAAGAUAGCGUGGCGUGAAGGAAAGCCGCAGCACUACUCUGAGCCGAAGCUGAUCCUGGAUCUGUCUCACUGGAAGCGCAACACGAACAGCCUCCCCGUGCCGGCCGAGCCGGUCGGCGGCAGCAUGGAGGACCUGGGAGAGAUGAAGGACGAGGGGGAGGAGGCGGACGAGGAAGAAGAGGAGGAGGAGACGGGGGAUUUGUUUCAGGAAAUCUCCCGCUGGGUGGAGAGCACCCAGUCUCGCCUGCACUCACCGAGUCCCAGUCCUUCUUUAGAACAGCAGUCCCCCUCCUGCUACACCUCUUCUCCGCCUCUCCCUCUCUCCCCCACCGACCUGCAAGCUUCAAUCUUCCACUACACGCAAAUACCGUCAGCUGAGUAUGACUUAGGCCGGCUGAGCCCUCUUCCCCCGAUCACGUCUUCCUCUACUGCCCUGCCCUCUCUGCUCCCUUCAUCUCCCACCUCAUUACUUCCCCCUCAGUCCUCUCAGCCGACGUCACCCCCGGGUUCGCCGCCUCUGCCUCCCUCAGAAUCUCAGCCCCUUUCCUCCACUUCCUCCAUUUCGAAGCCAUUAAACGCCGACGCCUUGGAGUCACUUCCCGUCAAGCAGAAAGAACGCCUCUUUGACCUCGAUGUGUUCAUUUCCCGAGCGCUGAAGCUGUGCAGGCAGAACAAGGAGAAGGCCAGUGUUAAGAAAGGCAAAGAGGCGGGAUGGACGGAGGAGAGCAAGCAACCAAACAUGAACCGAAAGGUACCCAGGCUACCCGAGCACAGGACUCCACCUCCACAGAAGCCCCAGUCCUGAUGCUGACCUUUGACCUCAUGGCGAAGCGUCAUUAAGGGCAGCAGUUCCAAAUGCUUACAGCGCUUUUCUUAGUAAGCAGAGUCCAUGGUUGAAUAUGCUGCACUAACACUAGAACUAGCGGCUUCUGUCUUUUUGAUACCGCUGCAGUGACACCGAGUCACUUCAAUAAGCAAUCUCGCAGCUUUUGUCAUGAGAUGAUCUCAGGCAGUACGACUUGAGAAAGCGUUUUUCUUUAAAUAUACAUGACCAUGCUAAGCACUGCAAAUGUGAAAGAUCUUCUAUACGACCAUAAUGAUUUAUUUAAUGACUGCAGUAGUUGUGCUUUUAUAUAUUUUGACAAGUUGAGGACAGAUUUGACAUAAAACAAAACGAAACAAAAGUUAGCUGCUGUGAAGAAAUGCUCUGGAUUUGUUUCUCAUGAAUGAUUCUUUACUGUCAGUCUGCAAAUUUUCUAAAAGCCAGCCUGUCUUCCAACGGUGAGGUUCACCAAAUAAUCACAGUGAAGCAGGAAAUGCUUAUCCUGGGUGUUUCUGAAUGUAUCUGAUUGGACCGGCUACAGACAAAAACUGGUUAAAUUAUUCUGGACACUAAACCACAUGGGUUUUGUUCGUUGCAGUUGUGACUCUCUCUUAGUAACUUAAUUUUUAUGACAGCUUCAAAUAGACUGUAAACUUGUAGAAAAUUUCUUGUGAUAUUUAAUUCUAUUGUAUAUUUAUUAUGACUUUAUUCUUGUGCAUAAAAUAUUCUCGUAUUCUUUGUUAAAUGAGAGGGCACACAUUCAUAUGGAGUAAGUUGUAUUUUCUUUCGGUGUGGAAUGCUUUAUCGUUGCUCUAGUUUUUAAGCCUAAGUAGUUUUUGUUUGCCUGAUGGUUAAAACAAGGUCGUCGUCUGUUCUACGUUGAAAAUAUCCUCUCUGUAUUAGACAGGCACAAAUCUAUCACCUUUUCGCUCACCGAAAUGUUACCCUCAGAAAGCUUUAAUGCAAACAACAGUAGCCUAUAUUUUGGAGAACGUGGACUUUUUGAAACCUUUUUAGGAGUUGAAUUGUAUCCAAAGCCUCCCAAUGUUACAAGGAAAAAAAUAUGAAUGAGAUUUAUAUUUUUAAGCACUAUUCUCUUAGCCUGCAAGGUAGCAGACCCUCACAAUUUUAUUAGCAGCGUAUUAAAAUCUGAUGUCUCAGAGGCAACUGGAGAAAAGAUACAGUCGGCUGCACGGUCAGUUAGCAAGGCUGUUGGCGUGUGCCUUGUAGUUUUUCAGUCAAAUGCAUAAAACAUUCACUUCCUUUGUUGUUCAUUUGUGAGCAUAUAAAAAAGGCAUCAAAGAAAUUCUGAAGACGUUGCACCAGAUUUACAUCCAGUUAAAAGAUUGCAUUCUACUUUCUGCAGCCAUAAUCCCACUUUCCAUUAGUUUUGCUCUUUGAAAUGUAAUGUUGUUCCGUGAGUUUUCUACAGACUGUCUGCAGCCUGUGAGCUUUACAUACACACUGCAAUCCAAUUAUAGGGAGUGCAUAAUCCUAAUAUAUAAAAUAACAAACCUCACUGCCAGCCACAUUGGAGCGUUUUGAUGUC
Molecule: messenger RNA, 5129 nt
Organism: Salarias fasciatus (jewelled blenny)
Lineage: Eukaryota; Metazoa; Chordata; Actinopteri; Blenniiformes; Blenniidae
Gene: mapk4
Product: mitogen-activated protein kinase 4
Exons: 9
Coding region: 1370-3562 (730 amino acids)
Biological process (GO): protein phosphorylation
Molecular function (GO): MAP kinase activity; ATP binding
Source: RefSeq, a predicted model, not a curated record